Molecule: messenger RNA, 6119 nt
Organism: Porites evermanni
Lineage: Eukaryota; Metazoa; Cnidaria; Anthozoa; Scleractinia; Poritidae
Source: the annotation of a GenBank genome assembly
GUAUGAGCCUCCAAACUGUGCUAAGUAGUUACGCAAGUUCCUCCAACUCUUGCAUGAUUCAUUUGUUAUGUUAUCGUCGUGUUUUCAUUGUCUGAGAACAGUAAUUGAUACAUCAUGCUAAUCAGAAGAUUACUUCCACGACUAACUACGAUUAUACCCGUGCGUACGACAAAUUCAUCUCCGGAUCGCGCAAGGCAAACAUGGUCAAUCGUGAAGCAGACAAAGUAUAUGUAUUGUAGCAGACCAGAGAGCCAAAUAGACACUAAAACACGGUUAUGUUGGAAGUGCAAGGCUCUAAUUACAUCAGCAAUCGAAUUUUUCUGUCCAUCGUGUAAUAUUAUCCAACGUCCAUUAAAGAAGACCACUUAUUUUGAGAUCAUGGACAGGUAAGCAUAGUGAAGUGUUGGAAUAUAAAAUAACAGACACAACCUGGAGAGAAACAUAUGCUAGCAGGGAAGGUGCGUACUUUAACGGGAGAAGGGGUAAGCCUUAUGUGACGUUCUAGAAUAAAGUGAUGGUUAACACUUCAGAAUAAGGCCCUGUUGUGUACCAGUCAAUGUAAUGCCCCCCUCCCCUCUCCCCCUCCCCCCUUCCGGCAGGGACAUAGCGGGGAAUUUGCAGAAAUUUGGCUUUUUUGCAGAUAUCAGGGACUUUCAUGAGAUUUACACACCACUGACUUGGCAACCUCCAAAAGGAUAAAAAAGUGAGAUUCUGAACUAGCCUCCCCGCAGACGUCCUUUGGGGUUCGCUUGUCACGCAUUCAUUUCUCCCCCACGGAAUGUUUUAAAUGUUUUAACCAUGGGGAGAAAUGAAUGCGUGACAAACGAACCCCAAAGGACGUCUGCGGGGAGGCUAAUUCUGAACCUACUGCUGGGAAAAGUUGUGAGAAAUGGGUAAAAAGCCGUGACAUGUCACAAAUUUCCAAGCGGAAGGACUUGCAGUGGGGAUUAUGGGUAUUCAGUGGUGGAUCCAGGAAAGGGGCCCAGGGAGCCCUCCCCUCCCUUAUUUUUAGACCAAACUGAGGCCCAAAGGGCUGAAAAAUUGUUUUUUUUGGAGACCGGGCUCCCCCCUUUUCUAAGGGUCUGGAUGUACCCCCCCAUUCCCCUUUAAGGUCUCAAGGUCUCAAUGCGGCACUGGUAUUGAGAGUCACUUUAAAGCUGCAGCAGUAAACACCACAAUCAAUUUUAGGAUUUAGGUUUUGUAAUUUUUAUGUUUUGUUGGUGGUCAUCUUGAAAAAGAGAAAGAGUAAGUCUGCACAUUUGGUGGGAGUGGCAAGUUGUAUAUUUAGGCUAAAAGAGGUAAUUAAACACAGCCGCUUUUUUGGGGGAUUGAGCUGGCCAUCUAUUAAUAUCUAACUUAGAAAUGAACCCUACAACUCCAACAUUUUUUUGGAGUGUGACUUUUUGAGAAAACGUGAGAAAUCAGUUGCCAACUCAUGAGAAUGUGAGAUAGUUCGGGAGACAAAGUCAUGAGACUUGGCAAGUCUGACACUAUCCAAGAUCAGUGGGGGAGCUGACUGGGGUUGGGGGGGGGGGGGGGAAACGGGGGGGGCCGGGGGGAAGCACCUUUAAAGGGGGUGGACAGCAGGGGGGGAGAAUUGGAAGGUUUAUGGGUAGCCGGGUUUAGGUGGGGAGCGGGUGGGGGGGGGGAAGGGGUGGAGGUCGGGGGGGGGCGGACGCAUAGGGGGGGGGGGGGGGGGGGGGGGGGGGGGGGGGGGGGGGGGUAACUGAGGUGGACCGGGUCAAGACCCUAUUAAAUGGAUGUACAGCUAGUGGGCAGAAUUUGAACGAUUUACUGUAGCCUGUGUUUAACACGUUUUUUCAAAAGGAGCAGGGUCAUUGUUUCAAUUAUUGGAGGAAACCUUUUGCCUUUAGGCAACAUGCCUACACCCCUGGGACCAGUUAAACUUUUUCUUUGAAAAAAAAAAUUGCCUUCUGCAUAUCCCAGAAAUUCAAAAGCUUUACUUAAUUAGCUUCAAGAACAAUAGCUGGCAUAGAGCGGUUUUCACUUGACUGUCGUAAAACCAAAACCAAAGUAAAUACACUAGCCAACCAAGGGGCAUAGUAAAACCAAAACCAAACCAAUUCCUCAAUUUCUUUCGACAGUCAAGUGAAAACCGCUCUAGUACUUACUCUGCAGUUACACUGCGUUAAUACUGCAGUAUCCCUUUCAUGCGAGAUCUCUAUUUAGUUAGUGCCUAUUAUUAAGUCAAUCCUUCAACUGUCUGCAGCAAAUAUUAUUAUGAUCUAUGCAAAGUACAAACUUGAAGAUGUUAUGCAGUGUUAGUUGUUUUUGGUGAUAGUCAAAGUUUGUGAUGCUGGACCUUAAUAGAUAAAUUCUUCCUUUUGAUAUUUUCUAGCCCCAAGACAUUUGAUGUCAACACAGUUCAGUUGAAUGACAAGUAUAAAGAACUACAGUGGAAACUCCAUCCAGAUAAAUUUAGCGAUGUUUCUGAGGUAUAGUUUACAAGUAGCUUUACAAGUAGCUUUACCAGAGAGAAUGAGAUUUUUUAAGUAUUGUAAGUCAUGGUCAAUGACUAAUGAUCUUAUUGCUUUUACGGCCAUGAUUGAUUAUCAUGAUUUUUAUUACACAGUAAAAGAUUAAUUUGCUAAUUGUUACUUUCACUUUGCCCUCAAUUUACCUUGUUUACACUCCAAAUGUUUGGACAAGAUAUCAGAUAUCACAGUCAUCCCAAGAUUGAUUGAAAACAAUGUGUAUGCAAAAGUUUGGAGGUAAAGGAGGUGCACUAGUACAGGAAGGGUGAAAGGGCAAAUGUUGAUCAUAGAUAUUGAUUUUUGAUGAUCAUCAGUGAUGAUGAUGAUGUUGAUGAUGAUGAUGAUGUUGAUAAGGGUGAUUGACUGGUGAGGAUGAUUGAUAAUAUUGAUGAUUGUUGUUGAUGAUGAUGAUGGUGAUGACCUGAUAGUGAUGACGGUUAUUUAUGAUGAUGAUGAUGAUGAUGAUAAUUUGAUCAUGUUUUAUAACAAACUAAAUAAAAAACAAUAGACUGACAGUGCCUUUACAACAUGUGACAGGAGGAGAAAAAGAUUUCUGAGGAACAGUCAUCAAGAGUAAAUGAAGCUUAUGUAACUUUAUUAAAGCCGCUCAGCAGAGGAUUGUAUCUUGUAAGUCUUUCACUUUGGAAGAAGUAUCUCAUGUAUAAUGUACAGGUCAAAUUUGAUUUCAGGUUAAAAUGUUUUAACCUAGGUUGAUCCUCAACUUCCUUUGUCUUUUACAGCUAGAGGACAAAGAUAACUGAGAAUCAAGCUACAAUCUUGGAUGAAAAGUUAAGAAUUUUGUACUUUCUCACCCACAGGACACCCACCUGAUCAAUUCGGUACCACUAUUAGCCUUCCCCCCACCCCACCCUGGUCCAUGUUAUUCAAUCUGGGGCAGAAAUGAUACAGCAAAACUUCUUGUGUAGGAGGUAGGGGAGUUGUUUAUAAUUGCCUUGUGCUUUAAACAGCUUUAUAUUGAAAUCAGACAUGACAACCUCCAUUUUUCUUAACAUUUUUGUCCAAGAUUGUAGAUUAAAUCAAAAUUAACUUGAAAUCAAAUUUGACCUGUUAUGGUCUAGUUUGAGCUGUAAAGCUGUUUUUUGAAGCAAAAUCAUUCGCCUAACCCUUUCUUUCUGUGAUGGCCAGAAAAAGGUAAUGACUAUACAAUGGUACACAGGGUUUUCAUUAAGAAUUCUAGUAGCAGGAGAAAGGUGUAACAUUACAGAAGAAUAUUUUGAAAGAGGCUCCAAAUCUAAAUAAAAAUUGUCAUGGGCUACCGAACAAAAGUGAGAGAAUUCUGUGUAGUAAAUGGAGAAUUCUUUGAUCUCCGAUGCCUAGUGAACACCCAGCUUGGUACAUAUUUUAAUGUUAUUCCUUUACAACUUUGAAUUUUUAUUUUGUUUCCACCAGUCUGCUGUAUUUUUUAUUUUUAUCUUAUUAGUCAGGUUUCACACAGCUUUCACUUCAGCUAACAAGCUCGCAAAGCUGUUACCUGUGAAGCUGGGGUAAAAUCAAACUGCCUCUUUUCUUAUAGCUAAAUUUACAUGGUGAACAUGUCACUGAAAGUGAAGCAACAUCCACAGAUGGUGAAUUUUUGGCAGCAAUAAUGGAAAAGUAUGAACAAAUUUCAUCUUCAUCUGAGGAGAGAUUAGAGGAAAUCCAGAAGGAAAAUAAUGGUGGGUGUAAAGUGGAAUGAACUUCACUAUUUAGUGCCUUGAACAGGAUAUAUUUUUGGACCGUAAAAAAAAAUAUCCUUUUAAAAGAGUGUGAUAUAUGGUACCAACAAUUUUUUUUUUUCAAAAAGGCUUAUUCCAUGAUGCUACUUUGAAAAGUUAGUUAAUUCCGUAACGCAAAAUAUAAUGAGUCAGGAUCAUAAAAUAAGGUCCCUUGUCUUAAACAGGGUAUUGGGGAGAACGAUUUCUGUCUCAAACAGGGUCAGAGCACACCUCUAAACACUCCCCUUAAGUAACCCCCCCCCCCCCCCCCCCCCCCCCCCCCCCCUAACUUUCUUUUCGCCCACACUACACUUUUUAUUUAAACAACCAAACACAAGGUAUUAGUACAUACGAUUCAUACAUGUAUGGGAGGCGGGGGGGUGAUACUACAUUUUAUGUUGUGUAUUAAUUCUACCCCCCCCCCCCCCCUCCCUGGUAAAACCAUUAUUAGUAUUACCGGGAUCAUAAACUUAGUUUAUCAACACACAAGAAAAGUGUGCAUUGGAUACAUUUACGUCAAUGGUGAGUGAGCAGUGGAUGACUAAUUCUAAUUUCCUGUGAAUUUCCAACUUUUAGAACACUUGGAGAAGUGUAUUCAAGACAUCUCAGAUGCAUUUGCACAAGGUAAUGACCAAGUUUACAUUUACAUAUGGAGGCUGUGUUAAACUUGAUUGUUCUGUCUGUUUUGCAGUCUUGACAUUUUAUGUUGUUUUCCCAAAUAGUUUGUUUCAGAGUAACUUACAGAAUUAAUGCUAAGCUGUGUGAUCUAGCUUCCUUAGACAUUCUGUUUUCUUUAUAAUACAAAAUGAGUUGCUGAGUUGUGCUUUCAAGAGUCUCAUUUCUUCAUAGAGAAAUUAUAAUUUCUUUAAUUACUGUAUAUCCUAGCAACAACCGAACAACUGAACUCUAACUAAUGGCCUGUCAUACAUUAACAGCUGAGUGGCUGUCAACAAAAUAAUAUAUUAUGUAACACGAUCCUUCUAAGGCUUUUGUCCUUUUAAACAAUCUUGGGCUGGGUUGGAGGCUGGGUCACGAUUGGACUAAUAGAUGUGGCCAUUUAUUGAUAUAUUUACACCGGCCCUUCUUAUUCAUCCAUUUAGCCUACACAGACACCCACUCAUUCACAUCACAUUUUCUUUUUCCUGACAAUAUCCAACAUUUUUCAGGUGAUAUACAGACAGCUCGGCAGGAAGUGAUCAAGCUGAAUUAUUACAACAAUGUGGCAGAAUAUAUCAGGAAUCAGGGAGAUUGGAGUUAACAGAACAGAAAAUUUGUGCUGUAGAUGAAGAGGAAUCAAAGAGGGGAGGGUCUAUUCCAGACCAAAAGACUGCAACAACAAUAACAUCUCCAGCCAGAAAGAAUAUCUCCUUAAUCCCUUUUCAGUGCAAAAAGAAUAGGAGAUAAUUUAAUGGAAUGUUCUUCUCCCGAAAAACUGCAAAAGCUCCAUCAGUACUGACUGACCAAACCAUGAUGAAACACGUGGAAAAGGGGGUUGAUCUUCGCUGCUUUGUUAUCUCAAGUCAUGGAAGGAUAUUUCCUUAUAAAAAAGGGGCAAUUAAGUGUUCUUUCUCCCUUCCUAACCAUGGAAACAGAGGACAGUAAAGAAUAUAACUUGCGAAAGUAUACAUUUGACUUGUUGCUAUUUGAAAUUCAAAGAUUGUGUAUAGCCCGUGGGUAGUACUCCUUGACCGCUUCUUUUUUCUUUGGUACGUGGCCUGAGAUCAGGGCUUCUGGUAGUUCAAUUCAUUUCUCGCUUUUUCUGUUUUGCCGCUGUUAUCGUUCUGUUUGUCCUAUCUUCUUUUCGUUUUUGUUGUACUCUUAAGAGAUUCAUCCAGUGGAUAGUGUUGUUAGUCUACCUUUCAAACAACUGGGCCCAGGUCUAAUGGGUCUAAUUUGGCCCUGGUCAAAU